Molecule: messenger RNA, 2327 nt
Organism: Synchiropus splendidus (mandarinfish)
Lineage: Eukaryota; Metazoa; Chordata; Actinopteri; Syngnathiformes; Callionymidae
Product: V-set and transmembrane domain-containing protein 2-like protein
Exons: 4
Coding region: 1299-1916 (205 amino acids)
Source: RefSeq, a predicted model, not a curated record
UGAAUAUUGAUGUUUUCUUCAACUGCGCGUCAUUCAAACGGGAACAUUCAGCAACACUGCCUUCAGAAAUCCCUCCGCGGGAGACUUCGCCGCCUUGUUUUAAAUGCAUAAUUCAAUGUUUCAUUUCACAGUUGUCAGUUUAUGAAGCACAUUUAAAUGAGCGCGGUGUAGCUCGAGGGCUCCCCCUGCAGGCACGUCGCUUCAGCCCUGUCCCAAAUAGUCACCCCCAUUGUCAUGACCUGACUGUAAUAACGCCCGCCGUCCAGGUGCGCAGGUCAGUGAGGAGAGCGAGGCUCGGCGUUGCCACGUCUGAGGCCAGAAUGUCACUCACGUGUUGCUCAAUUGGAGCCAACACUUCUGAGGAGCCCACCUCACCAGUGAUGUUGAAUCACGACUCGCCCUCUGUGAGCUGCUGAGAGACCAAAGACCAGGAUCAGUGAGUCUCCCUCCUGGCUACUUCAGGUAGAAACACAUCUAAAUCCCUUCUAUUCAUGAGUCUGAACUGUGAGUCUCGUGAAGGUCAGACUCAGGACGAGGUUUUGACACCUGGUCUGGGGUUCUGUCUUGUGUGUCGGAGUCUCGCUGACUUCCUGUUCAAAUCCACGCCGUGAGCCUGGACGGUCCGUGACCCGACCUCUCGCCUGGAGUGGGGCUCAAUGAGAAGCAGCCUGUGUUUGUGUUCUGACAAGAGAUUGACAUGAAUUCACAAUGAAUUUCAGUCAAGAGUCGACCUUGGAAGUGGUGUUUACCAUCUGCUGUUGCCAUGGUUGCAAAGUCCAGGAGGAGUUGAUUCUGCAGUAAGUUUUCAAGGUGCCAAUGUCAGCCUCCAGUUGAACAUGGAGCGCAGAAGUUGACCUUUGUUGUGCCCCUCUGACCUGGUGCUCCGGAGCGGCGUGGCCAGUGUUGGAGUCCUGCUGAGGGGUUUGGUGGAGGAUUGUUGCUUGAGCUUCUCCUGCUGCUGCUGGGCUCAGCAGCAGAACCUCGCGCUGGAUUAUCAUGAAAGUAGCCUCCUCGGCGCUGUGUUUGUGCCUCUAAAACUCUUGUUGUUGCGGUGUCAAGCAUAAUCUCUCAAAUCCCUGCUGGAAAUAUCUGGAAUGCAGUGUUCACCAGGCCCAUUUCUCAGUGCUGUGCCGCGGCGAGGGAGUCGUGCUCCUGCAGACGAGAUAUUUUUAUGGAAAUGAGUGCAGAGACACUUGUUUGGGUCCUGAGGGGAGCCAGAGAAAAAGGGGGCAACAAGAGAUUUCAGAGCGACGUGUUCUGGGAUUCGUGUUCCCGACCUGAAGCAGCGCGUGGCCUCGAUGGUGGUGACGGCGGAGGCACGUCGGCUCAGUGACUCACGCAGGAGCGUUGCCGUGUUCACUGAGGUCCCUCAUGACGUCUCCGCCCAGCGAGGGCAGGACGUGGAGAUGGCGUGCUCCUUCCGAGGUGCUGGGACGCCGUCGUACUCGCUGGAGAUCCAGUGGUGGUACAUCCGGAACCACCAGGACUGGACCGACACGCAGCCCUGGACCACCAACCAGGUGGCGCCAGAGGAGGAGCUGCCGCAGGACGCCACCAAGAUCAGCGUGGUAAAGGUGGUCGGCAGCAACAUCUCCCACAAGCUGCGUCUCUCUCGGGUCAAACAGUCCGACGAAGGCUUCUACGAGUGCCGAGUCAUCGACUACAGCGACGACGCAGGAGCGCGCCGCCACCGCGUCAGAGCCUACCUGCAGGUGGCGCCGGACAGCUCGGACGGAACUUACGACGACAACUUCCAGCUCCCCGACAGCACCAAGCCAGGAUACGAGGAGACGCACGGAACCAGGCAGCGCCACCCGGAGCAUGGGAGGCGCUCUGCGCCGCGUCAGCAGCCGCAGCCGCGCAAGAGAGACGCGCACAGCCACGACUGCUCCAACGAGGCCAGCUGCUCGCUGUAGUCCGGCCCCACAGACUGAGUCACAUGACCCGCCUUACCAGCCCAAACCCACUCAUCGCGUCCAUGCUCCCGCUCACCGCGCCAGACUCCAAAGAUUCUGCUCCACCAAGGUCCACGUGUUCCGUUCGUGCACUCCAGCUUUACUUCAGCGCGUCAUGUGACCUCCCCAGCCUCAAGUGUAAAUACUGAAGGACUCCCUCGUGCAUGUUGGUCACAGUGUGGCGUUGGAGUCGAGCAGCGUUUCGAGUGACUCGACGUGACUCGCCUGUAUUAAGACUUUCAGAGCUCUGCGUCUCUUGAGCUCCUCUCACCGAUCUCCCUUCCUCAACAUCCAGUCUCCUCCUCACGCGUGUGUUUACACCUUUAAAUUAAACUUGGAUACGAAACGAGACUCUUGUUUUCAUUCUGACAA